Cavia porcellus (domestic guinea pig) is the source of this 1429-nucleotide messenger RNA. It is a transcript of the gene Ndufa10, whose product is annotated as NADH:ubiquinone oxidoreductase subunit A10. The record is from RefSeq and is a predicted model, not a curated record. Gene Ontology annotation, cellular component: cytoplasm. NCBI's taxonomy places the organism in Eukaryota, Metazoa, Chordata, Mammalia, Rodentia, Caviidae. The transcript has 10 exons. Gene Ontology annotation, biological process: mitochondrial electron transport, NADH to ubiquinone. The coding region runs from base 102 to 1169 and encodes 355 amino acids.
GCGCACCGGAUGUGACGUAACGGAAGUGCGCCGGUCGCAGGAGAGGACCCCGUGGCGAGCGCGUCCCCUUGGGUCCUUGAGCCUGAGCGGACAGCGUAACCAUGGCCUUGAGGCUCCUGACCCUGGCCCAGGCGUGCGCAUCUGCGAGCCGCCUUGUGGCUGGCGCCCAGCGCGUGGGACGAAUUCAUACCAGCGUACAGUGCAAGCUGCGGUAUGGGGCUUUGGCGAACUUUCUUGGUGACAAGGCAUCCAAAAAGCUGACAAACAAAAGCAAAGUGAUAACUGUAGAUGGCAACAUAUGUUCUGGGAAGGGCAAGGUUGCAAAAGCGAUAGCAGAAAGUCUAGGCCUGAAGCACUUUCCUGAAGCAGGGCUCCAGUAUGUAACAAGUGUCUCAGGAGAUGGAAAACCCCUGGAUGAGGAGCUCGCUGGCAAUUGUAGUUUGGAGAAGUUUUAUGAUAACCCCCAAAGCAAUGAUGGCAACAGCUACCGCCUGCAAUCCUGGCUGUACUGUAACCGCCUCCUGCAGUAUGCAGAUGCCCUGGAGCACCUGCUGAGCACAGGACAAGGUGUGGUCUUGGAGCGCUCCAUCUACAGCGACUUUGUCUUCCUGGAGGCCAUGUACAAGCAGGGCUACAUCCGGAAGCAGUGUGUGGACCACUACUAUGAGGUGAAGAAACUCACCAUCCGUGAGUACCUGCCUCCCCACGUGGUAGUCUACAUCGACAUGCCCGUGCCAGAGAUCCAGCAGCGAAUCCAGAAGAAGGGCGAUCCACAUGAGAUGAAGGUCACCUCUGCCUAUCUCCAGGACAUCGAGAAUGCCUAUAAGAAGACCUUCCUCCCCGAGAUGAGUGAGAAAUGUGAGGUCUUGAUAUACAGCACAAGGGACGUCCAAGAUGCAGAAAAGGUGGUGGAGGACAUUGAAUACCUCAAGUAUGACAAAGGACCCUGGCUGAAGCAGAAUGACCGCAGCCUGCACAAACUGCGGAUGCUGGUACAGGAUAAAUUGAAAGUGCUGAAUUUUACAACUAUCCCUGUCUAUCUCCCAGAAAUCACAGUCGGAGCUUUCCAGACUGACCGGCUCUUCCAAAAAUUCAGAGAGCUGCCAGGUCGCAGGUAUGCCCCUGGGUACAACGCCGAAGUGGGCGACAAGUGGAUCUGGCUGAAGUGAGCAGUGCCCUUCCUGCGAGCUGCAUCAUGUGUCUGCUCUGGGGCAGAUGACCUGGAAGUCACACAGCAUGAGAAACGGCCAGCAGAGGCAGUCUCCCCUGUGGAAGUGAAAUGGCGGGAAGCAGUUGGUAUUUAAAAAGUUUGGAGUCUAUUGGAGUCAUCUGGAGUCAUGGAGAAGAUGCGGCAGUGGGCGCAGGCUGGCCCUCUCAGCCCUGGUCAUACACUGUUCUUGUACUCCCAGAAUAAAGCAUUUUCCAUGGA